This is a messenger RNA of Condylostylus longicornis, 4538 nucleotides long. It is a transcript of the gene gem, whose product is annotated as transcription factor CP2. Lineage: Eukaryota; Metazoa; Arthropoda; Insecta; Diptera; Dolichopodidae. Gene Ontology annotation, cellular component: nucleus. Gene Ontology annotation, molecular function: DNA-binding transcription activator activity, RNA polymerase II-specific; RNA polymerase II cis-regulatory region sequence-specific DNA binding. Gene Ontology annotation, biological process: regulation of transcription by RNA polymerase II. The coding region runs from base 449 to 3295 and encodes 948 amino acids. The record is from RefSeq and is a predicted model, not a curated record. The transcript has 13 exons.
AUAUAAUAUAUAAAAGCAAUAAUAGCACCUUGAAAUAUAUAUAGUGAUAUGAAUAUAGUAGAAACUAAAAAUUAUAAAUUUAAUUAUAAAAUUAACUUUAUAUAUUAAUAAUAAAUUUUGAAAAUAGAAAUUAUAUAAUAAAGAAAAAAAAAAGUUUGUAUAUGCAUUAAACAUACUUUUCGCUGCAGUGUUUUUAUUUUUGUUAUAAUGACCAUAUUUUUAAAUAUUUUAAGUGAAAAUUCAUAUUUGAAUUAAAAAAAAAAUAAAAAUUAUAAAACUAUUGAAAAUUUAAUAAAAAAUUUUUUAAUAUUCCGUGUAUAAAAACAAAACUACAUAAAAAAAAAAUAGUUGUUUCUCUUUUGACUCCUUCGAAUUCUUGUAAAAAUCUUUUGACAAUUUUCAUAAGCAAAAUUAAAAAAGAAUAUUUAAAAAAAAAAAUCAAUUUCGAAUGGCUUUAUCUUUGUGCCAGUAUCCAAAUUUUUCUGAUUUACAAGCAUUUUUUGAACCAACUUAUCACCAUCAUAACACUUCAUCAAGACCAAAUUCAAAUAUAGAUUUUUUCAUUUCAAACAAUAAUAAUAAUAACAACACCAACAACAACAGCAAUAAUAAUAACAAUUUUAUCAAUUAUAAUAUCGAAAACAACAAUCAAAUGGAAUAUAAUAAUAAUACAAUAGUUUUACAACCAAAUUCAACUAUUGCUCGAAAUUUUGAAAAUGAAGUUUGUCAAAAUCGUAAUACUCACAAUAUUAAUAAUAAUAACAAUUCAAAUGUGAAUAAUUUUAACGAUUAUGAGCACGUAAUACAUUUUGUUGACUCACCACCAAAUUCAAAGGAAUCUUGGCCGGGUGAAUAUAAUAAAGAACAACAUCGUCCAACAAUAUUAGACGUUCAUACAAUAUAUUCGAAUAACAUAAAUCGGAAGAGACGAAUGGAUUGGGAGGCGAUUGACAUUAAUUCAGAGUCAACUGAAAACAAAUCAUCAUCAUCAGUGAUUAGUAACUCAAAAGGACCCCCAAUCGAAAAUAAGAAUCAUGAGAAAAAGAAAUCUGCAGGCAGAGGUAGUUGGACAGAUGAUAUCGAUUUUGAUUUGAAUGGCGAUUUUAGCAAUAAUAGCUAUCUAAAUAACGCUGAACCAUUUCUUUUUUCACCGGGAUUGUCAGCCUUAAAACAAGAAAUACCAUCACCAAAUGCUGUUGAACAACAUAAUCAGCAAAGAGGUGGUGAUAAGACCCCACCGAUAACAAUAAAUCAUCAAGUUCAUAAUCAAAUCGUACAAAAUUCACCCACACAAGAUACGGAAAAUAAAAAACAAGAUAAUAACAAUAUAACACAAAGUAGAUCACCAUCAAAUAAUGCACGUCAAAAUGUGGAUCACCAAGUACAACAACAACAACAACAGCAAAGAAUACCAAAUUCACCACAAAAUGGUUUAUCUAAUAAUUUUCAUAGUAUUCUUCAACAGGACAAUAAUUUAGAAAUUACUAAUGCAAGACAUAGUCCCAAUCAGAUUGAUCCAUUAAAACCUGAUAAUGUCAAUGAUGAUUACAAAUUCCAAUAUAUUUUGGCAGCUGCAACGUCAAUUGCCACAAAAAGUAAUGAAGAAACUUUAACAUAUCUAAAUCAAGGACAGAGCUAUGAAAUAAAAUUGAAAAAAAUUGGUGAUUUAAGUUUCUACCGAGACAAGUUAUUGAAGAGUGUUAUUAAAAUAUGCUUUCAUGAGCGUCGCUUACAAUAUAUGGAACGUGAACAAAUGCAAUUAUGGCAAGCAUCUAGACCAGGCGAACGUAUUAUUGAAGUUGAUGUACCUUUAUCAUAUGGCAUAAUACAUGUAACACAAUCAGUAAAUUCAAAUUUAUUAAAUACUGUUGAAGUUUUAUGGGAUCCAAUGAAAGAAAUCGGUGUUUACAUAAAAGUUAAUUGCAUAUCAACUGAAUUUACCCCAAAAAAACACGGCGGCGAAAAGGGUGUACCAUUUCGUAUACAAAUUGAAACAUAUUUAGAGAAUGCAAAUGCAACUUCUUUAACAAAUCCUAAUAAUAAUAAUAAUACUAAUAAUAACAAUAAUAAUAAUAAUAGUAACACAAAUAAUAAUAAUAAUAAUAAUAGUAAUAAUAGCAAUAAUAAUAAUAGUAGCAAUAAUAUUACCAAUAACAAUAAUAGUAACAACAAUAAUAGUAACAAUAAUAUCAGCAAUAGUAAUAAUAAUAAUAAUAAUAAUAAUUCCAAUAAUAAUAAUGCUGGCAAUAAUAAUAAUCAAAAUACAAAUAAUAAUAAUAUAAGUACCGCAAAUACAAUUGGUGAUAAUUUAAGUAAACCAAUUCAUGCAGCUGCUUGCCAAAUCAAGGUGUUUAAAUUAAAAGGUGCUGACCGAAAACAUAAACAAGAUAGAGAAAAAAUACAAAGAAGACCACCAUCUGAACAAGAAAAAUAUCAGCCAAGUUAUGAAUGUACUAUUUUAAAUGACAUUUCAUUAGAUGCACUUAAUCAAUCUAGCGCUGGUUGCUAUAGUCCUGAAUAUAUGAAAAUUUGGCCAAACUCACCAGUUCAUAUGCCAAAAUAUGAAGGAAUAUUACCAUUUCCAGCUGGUACUGGAGCUUCUAGUCCAAUAGCAAUCAAUAAUGUUACUUCAACAAAUCCAACAAAUAAUUUAAAAUUAAUGGAACAAAAUAUUAUGGUUUCACCACAGCAUGUUGACAUGGAUGAAUUUAUUACAACUAUUUCUAAAGAUUCAUCACCUAUUCAAGUAUCGCAAUGGUUAACAUAUCAUAGAUUAAAUGCUUAUUUAAAUACAUUCGCUCAAUUCUCAGGAUCAGAUAUAUUGAGAAUGUCUAAAGAAGAUCUUAUUCAAGUUUGUGGUUUAGCUGAUGGUAUAAGAAUGUUUAAUACAUUACAUUCCAAGCGUAUAACACCACGUUUAACAAUUUAUGUAAGUUUAGAUGGCAGUAAUUAUAAUGCCAUUUAUUUAAUCUCGAAUACUGUGAAAGAAUUAACUCAAAAAUUGUUCAAAUUACCUGGAUUUUUCGAGAUGAUUUCCAAUAAUUCCAGUUCAGUUGAAAGUAGUAAUGGUUAUCCUGGAUGGGGAAUGAUAUCUAAAUACUCAGGAAGUGGAUCAAAUAUAUAUAAUGAUACUUCGAAAUUAUUCAUUUUUACGACAGGACCAUCCGGGAUUCAUGUAAUGAUAACUGAUGAAGUUCUAAAUAAUGCCAUUAAAGAUGAAAGCUUAUUCACUUUAGAAGCACAAAAUGGAAAAAUUUUAAUGAAAAAUAUUAUAAAAUCAGAUAAUACAAUUUAAAGUACACAUAAUACAUUUAAUAUAAAAAUAAAAAGAACAAAAAAUUAUUAAAGUCAAUAAAAUUAUGUAGAAAUAAUUUUUUUUUAUAUUCACGUUUUUAAAAUUUAAGACUCGUUUAUACAAAAUAUUUUAAAUUUACAAAUUUUUAGCAUUUUUAAUUUAUUUUUAUUUUUUUAUUAUAUUUUUGGUUGAUGGUUAGUUAAUUUUACUGCCCUGGAAUAAGAUUAAGAUAUUUGGUAACUUAAAAAAAUCCAUUUUUGUUUUUCUAAAGAAAAAGAAAUAAAUAUAAAGUAAAAUUGUAUAAAAUAAAAUUUAAAUGUUUAAUUUAAAAGCAAGUCAUAUUGAGGUUAAACAAUUUUAUCUAAUGAAUUUAUAUCUAGCAUUUGAUGCUCGUAAAAGUUGAAACGCAUAUAAAAAAGUUAAACACAUUUAGUAGAUCUUUUAUUAUGUUUAAAAAUAAGAAUAAAUUAAAUUUUUUUUAGAUUUAUUCUCUUGCUUUUAAAUUACACUAUAUGCAUAUGUAAAUUUUUAUCAUACUAAAUAAGAGUGGUUACAAUAUUUGUAUAGAUACUUCUUAUUUCGGGUCAGAUACAUUACAUAAAAAUUUAUAUUAUGAAAUAAAAACAAAAUAUAUUAAGAAUAUUAAAAUUUUUUUAAAAAUUAAGAAUCAGUUAUCAUUCAAGAAAGGAUUGAGCUUAAAUAAAUAUUAUAUUUGAAUAAGUUUUUAAUUAAAAAAAAAUGUGUAAAAUCAAAAAUUAAGAAUAAUACAUGAAUUAUGCUUCUGUAAUUAAAAAUAAUUUUCAUUUUUUAUUAAACAUAUAAGCUAUAAUUGUGAAACAUUUAAUAUGCGACACAAAAAAGUUCAAUCUUUAUAUAAAAUAAGAUGAAAUAAAUGUUCGUCGCAUCAGCCUUUAAUUAGUUUUCUAUUAUAGCCAUAAAUUUAAGUGCAUAGUUAUGAUACAGGAUUUCUAAAAUAAUAUAUAUAUAUAUAUAUAUAUAUAUAUAGUUUUCUUCAUAAAUUGUACUUACAUAAUAUGAGAAGAGGUAGGUACGUACAAAAAUAUGGCUUAUAACACAUUUUUGUAUACAAAGAUUACAUUGAGAUGUUUACAUAGAAAUGUACAUAUAUUAAGUAUAAUAUGUAAAUAUGUAUACAUGUAUACAUAAAUACAUGAUUAACAUUUAAAAAUAAUGUAAUUUAAUUUUUUCUUUUUAAUAAAAUGGUGUUAGAUUAAGUAACAAA